CGCUCUGGUUGUUUGAAAUUUCGCUCUUCCUCCCUCCCUCGGCGGAGCUCGGGCGGCAUUACUUCCGCCAGGGCGGUGGGCUCUCGGGCGUGCAGGCGAGGAGAGAAGCCUCUCUAGAGACGGAGCGUUUUUGCGCUCGCGGAACUGCCGAGGCGGACAGCGUGGAAAGCGCAGCGGAGCCGUGGUCGGUGCAGCGCGGCCCAGGUAGACGGAGGACAGGUGCACUGGCUACCCUUCGGCCGUAGGCGCGGGGACUGGAGCCAGCCCUGGAAGCCUCCCGUCUUUCCGCACCAUGCGCUUCCGAGCUGGGGAAGGGGCCGCAUGGGUGCUCUGAAGGCUCAGCCCCAUUCCAGUCGGCCUCCCUCCCGGGGCUCCCCGAAAGGAGAGGUGAUUCCUAAGGAGCCGGUGACUUGAGGCUGGAAAGGGGGCUCCGAGAAGUGGUUUGGGGUCUGCCCCCCCGAAGCAGAACUUGAAGGUUUAACCACUAACCCAUUUCACAGAAUAUUUUACAUAUUCGUGGAGCAAAAGAUGGGAGUUGUUUUUCUUUUAUAAAAGAUAAUAUCAUUGAUCUGAUGCAGCUCUAAAUAUUCACUUGCUGAAGAUGCAUGAACUUGGCAUUGGACUAUGGAUCAUUUCUGAAAAUUUCUGCGACUACAGUUUCUAUUUGAAAAUUCAAGUUUCAAAGGUGUUCUGUUUUAGCAUUGUGUAAUGAUGCAUUUUGUCCAAGAACUACAAAUUUUAUAGAGACCACCUUUGGAUCCCAGUUAUAUUCUUCAAUCAAAGUGAUUCAUGUCAGUCAUCCUUGGAUUAAGUUAAUUUUGAAGUUUUAUAAAGGACGCUAAAAGAUGGGAGAAAAAAAUGGUGAUGCCAGAACUUUCUGGAUGGAGCUGGAAGAUGGUGGAAAAGUGGACUUUAUAUUUGAGCAAGUGCAAAAUGUGCUGCAGUCACUGAAACAAAAAAUUAAAGAUGGGUCUGCCACAAAUAAAGAAUAUAUCCAAGCAAUGAUUCUGGUGAAUCAAGCAACUCUAAAUAAUAACUCAACAUUGAUAAAAGAUGAUACAGCUGUGACCCAGAAUGAACAGGAGAACAAAUCAAGUUCAUUGUCUUCUACAUCCUGUCAACACUCCUUUCCAGAAGACUCUACAUUGCUAUCUGCAGAAAAUAAGGAAAUUCUUCCUUUAGAAAAUAAAGGUGCAGAAGACGUGAAGGAGAAAGCGUCAUCUUGGAAUGUAUCUUACCAGAGACAUGUCUGCUCUGGGGCUUGUCUGAUCAAAAUGCCAUUCACCUCCAAGGGAGGAAACCCUCUACAGCUACCGAUUCAAUGCCACUUCCAGAGACUGCACUCUAAGACAAACUCUCAUUCCACAGCACUCCACGUGAGUUACAAAACCCCUUGUGGAAGGAUUCUGCGAAACAUGAAGGAAGUGUUCCGUUACCUGAUUGAGACAGAGUGUAACUUUUUGUUUACAGAUAACUUUUCUUUCAAUACCUAUGUUCAGUUGACUCGGAAUUAUGAAAAGCAAGAAGUUAUUUCUGAUGUUGAUAUUAGCAAUGGAGUGGAAUCAGUGCCUAUUUCCUUCUGUAAUGACAUCGACAAUAGAAAGCUGCCCCAUUUUAAGUACAGAAAAACUAUGUGGCCACGAACAUAUUACCUAAGCAGCUUUUCCGACAUGUUUACUGACUCCUGUGACUGUGCUGAGGGCUGCAUAGAUAUAGCAAAAUGUGCGUGUCUCCAACUGACAGCCAGGAAUGCUAAAUCUCGUACUUUGUCAAGUGAUCCCAUACCCACUGGCUAUAAAUAUAGAAGGCUACAGAGACAAGUACCUACGGGCAUUUAUGAAUGCAGCCUGUUGUGCAAGUGUAGUCGGCACAGGUGUCAGAAUCGAGUUGUUCAACGUGGUCCGCAAGUGAGGCUGCAGGUGUUCAAAACUGAAAAGAAGGGGUGGGGAGUACGCUGCCUGGAUGACAUUGAUCGAGGGACAUUUAUUUGCAUUUAUUCAGGAAGAUUACUAAGCAGAGCUAACACUGAGAAAUCAGGUGCUGUUGAUGAAAAUGGAAAAGAAAAGGACACGAUCCAAAAUACAUUUUCAAAAAAGAGGAAAAUGGGAAGUGCGUGUUCAGAAUGUGAGGUGGAAGUUAUCCCGUUAGAACUGGAAGCACUCCCUAGAGGGGCUGAAGCUGAGGAGUGUCCCCCCAAGUUCAGUAAUGAAUACAAAGAGCCAAUUAGGGAAAUGAAGUGUAAUAAUAGUUCACGAAUCCCAUAUCAUUCAGUCAUUAGAAGUUCAAAACAUAAGGCAUCAAUUUUUCAAUACAAUGGGAAAAAGCUGGUAAAAACGGGAUUUACUUCUUCAGAGUCUGUCACCUCAGAAGAGAAUCAUGGAUCGGAACCCAGUCUGGUACAGCCGAAUUCUCAAGCCACGGAAACCAAAGAGGACUCAACCUCUGAUCAAGUUGAAAAUUUGGAAGACAUGGUGCUGAGUGAAUCAGAUGUGAUAGAUAUAACCAAAUGUAGAGAAACCCCACCUGAGAUCAAGUUUACCCAAGCACUCCCAUUGGAUAAUCAGAGGACAAUGAAGAAGUUUGAAGUUCAGACGCCCCAAGAGGAGAAAUCUUCAGCAUCUCAAAGUCAGCAGGCCGUUUGUGGUGAAGAAUCGCCUAAUGAAAUCAAAUAUACCUCAUCUGAUGGUCCAAGGAAGUUCAAUACAGGGAAUAUAUUUUUAUUGGAUGCUACGAAAGAAGGAAAUGUGGGCCGCUUCCUGAAUCAUAGUUGUUGCCCAAAUCUCUUGGUACAGAAUGUCUUUGCAGAGUCACAUGACAGGAAUUUUCCAAUGGUAGCAUUCUUCACCAACAGGUAUGUGAAAGCAAGAACAGAGCUAACAUGGGAUUAUGGUUAUGAAGCUGGGAGUAUGCCUGAGAAAGAAAUCCUCUGCCAGUGUGGCACUAAUAAGUGUAGGAAAAAAAUAUUAUGACUACGUAGCUCAUUUCUAUUCAUGGGAAAGGAAUUUUCAUACAUUUAGCAUUUGUUUAUUCCUGCUCUAUUCAACUUUACAGAAGUAGGAUGGAAGUGUACAUUUGAAACUGUACAAUUUGUAGCUUGUAAAUUAUCUAUAUGAAGAGAAAUGUCACAAUAGAAUUCAGCUGUUUGUCAUUGUU
Messenger RNA from Echinops telfairi (small Madagascar hedgehog), 3153 nucleotides. Its product is annotated as SET domain bifurcated histone lysine methyltransferase 2. Lineage: Eukaryota; Metazoa; Chordata; Mammalia; Afrosoricida; Tenrecidae. Gene Ontology annotation, cellular component: nucleus. The coding region runs from base 846 to 2969 and encodes 707 amino acids. The transcript is spliced from 14 exons. Gene Ontology annotation, biological process: heterochromatin organization; negative regulation of gene expression. Gene Ontology annotation, molecular function: protein binding; zinc ion binding; DNA binding. The record is from RefSeq and is a predicted model, not a curated record.